AUGGAGCUUUACGAUAACUACAAGAAGGCGGUGGUGGGGAGUGGGAAGCCUGGGGCCACCGAGGACUUUGUUGCCAAGGUCAUGGCCACGGUGUGUGAGCGAGUGUUGAUGCAGGUCCAGCAGCCCUUUGUCUUCCAGUCCACACACAAGCUCAUCCUGGAGCCGUACAACUACUACCUCUUUGGCCAGCGAUACAUCCGGGGGCUAGUCGACUUUGACAAGUCUCGUUUGGGCCAUGCCGAGCGCUUCGCCACCAUCCAAGAACAGCUGGACCGAGGGGAGAAUGUCGUGCUGCUGGCCAACCACCAGACGGAGGCCGACCCGGCGGUCUUUGCCCUCCUACUGGAGGCGCAGUUCCCCAGGCUGGCCACCGACGUCAUCUACGUGGCGGGGGACCGGGUGGUUACCGACCCGGUCUGCGUCCCCUUCUCCAUGGGACGCAACCUGUUCUGCGUGCACUCCAAGAAACACCUGGACGACGUCCCGGAGCUCAGAGCCGACAAGGCCGCCAUGAACCGGCGCACGCUCAAGGACAUGCAGGCGGCGCUGAAUCGCGGCGGCCAGCUGCUGUGGAUCGCGCCCUCCGGGGGCCGUGACCGCACCAUCUCCCCCGAGAACGGCGAGACCGUCCCGGACGCGUUUGACCCGGCGGCGGUGGAGCUGAUGCGGGCACUGACGACGCGUGCCAAGCCGGUGGGCCACCUAUAUCCCUUUGCCAUGUACUCGUACAAGGUGAUGCCGCCCCCCACCUCCAUAGAGAAGACCAUCGGCGAGCAGCGGGUGGUCAACCAUGCGGGCGUAGGUAUCUCAGUCGGGCCCGAGCUGGAUGUGGACAGCCUGUUGGCCGCCGUCCCGGCGGAUGACAAGGCCGCGCGGCAGGCGGCGCUCUCCUCUGCGGCUUUCGACGGCGUUACCACCGAGUACACCGCCCUGUGGCAUGCUGUGCACGCUGCGCCCGAGGACGUGGCGCCCGAGUACACCCAGCCGUGGAAGGCUGAGCCGGCUAGGCCGCUGGUAGACUACCUGUGA
Molecule: messenger RNA, 1029 nt
Organism: Auxenochlorella protothecoides
Lineage: Eukaryota; Viridiplantae; Chlorophyta; Trebouxiophyceae; Chlorellales; Chlorellaceae
Product: Glycerol-3-phosphate acyltransferase, chloroplastic
Exons: 6
Coding region: 1-1029 (342 amino acids)
Biological process (GO): glycerophospholipid metabolic process
Molecular function (GO): glycerol-3-phosphate O-acyltransferase activity
Source: RefSeq, a predicted model, not a curated record